Nomascus leucogenys (northern white-cheeked gibbon) is the source of this 22344-nucleotide messenger RNA. RefSeq names its product solute carrier family 8 member A1 (gene SLC8A1). NCBI's taxonomy places the organism in Eukaryota, Metazoa, Chordata, Mammalia, Primates, Hylobatidae. The record is from RefSeq and is a predicted model, not a curated record. Gene Ontology annotation, cellular component: sarcolemma; postsynapse; axon. Gene Ontology annotation, molecular function: calcium:sodium antiporter activity. Gene Ontology annotation, biological process: sodium ion transmembrane transport; cell communication; calcium ion import across plasma membrane.
UGCCGCCGCUCCUGCUCGCGCCGGCGCUGCACGGGAGUCAGCCCGCCGCCGCCGCCUGCUUUGUGCUUCCCACAGAAAAUGGGAGCGACCUCUUCCUGAUCGGGAGCUGUUUAAAAGGAGGGAGUGCGCCGUAUUUCCUACUAGCGUGGAGGAACGGAGGAAGAAUCCAUUCACACUCCCCAAACCAGGUUGUGACAGUUGGAAGUGUCACGUACAACAUGCGGCGAUUAAGUCUUUCACCCACCUUUUCAAUGGGAUUUCAUCUGUUAGUUAUUGUGACUCUCUUAUUUUCCCAUGUGGACCAUGUAAUUGCUGAGACAGAAAUGGAAGGAGAAGGAAAUGAAACUGGUGAAUGUACUGGAUCAUAUUACUGUAAGAAAGGGGUGAUUUUGCCCAUUUGGGAACCCCAAGACCCUUCUUUUGGGGACAAAAUUGCUAGAGCUACUGUGUAUUUUGUGGCCAUGGUCUACAUGUUUCUUGGAGUCUCUAUCAUAGCUGAUCGGUUCAUGUCCUCUAUAGAAGUCAUCACAUCUCAAGAAAAAGAAAUAACCAUAAAGAAACCCAAUGGAGAGACCACCAAGACAACUGUGAGGAUCUGGAAUGAGACAGUUUCUAACCUGACCUUGAUGGCCCUGGGAUCUUCUGCUCCUGAGAUUCUCCUUUCAGUAAUUGAAGUCUGCGGCCAUAACUUCACUGCAGGAGACCUCGGUCCUAGCACCAUCGUGGGAAGUGCUGCAUUCAAUAUGUUCAUCAUUAUUGCACUCUGUGUUUAUGUGGUCCCUGACGGAGAGACAAGGAAGAUUAAGCAUUUGCGUGUGUUCUUUGUGACGGCAGCCUGGAGCAUCUUUGCCUACACCUGGCUUUAUAUUAUUUUGUCUGUCAUAUCUCCUGGCGUUGUGGAGGUCUGGGAAGGUUUGCUUACUUUCUUCUUCUUUCCCAUCUGUGUUGUGUUCGCUUGGGUAGCGGAUAGGAGACUUCUGUUUUACAAGUAUGUCUACAAGAGGUAUCGAGCUGGCAAGCAGAGGGGGAUGAUUAUUGAACAUGAAGGAGACAGGCCAUCUUCUAAGACUGAAAUUGAAAUGGAUGGGAAAGUGGUCAAUUCUCAUGUUGAAAAUUUCUUAGAUGGUGCUCUGGUUCUGGAGGUGGAUGAGAGGGACCAAGAUGAUGAAGAAGCUAGGCGAGAAAUGGCUAGGAUUCUGAAGGAACUUAAGCAGAAGCAUCCAGAUAAAGAAAUAGAGCAAUUAAUAGAAUUAGCUAACUACCAAGUCCUAAGUCAGCAGCAAAAAAGUAGAGCAUUUUAUCGCAUUCAAGCUACUCGCCUCAUGACUGGAGCUGGCAACAUUUUAAAGAGGCAUGCGGCCGACCAAGCAAGGAAGGCUGUCAGCAUGCAUGAGGUCAACACUGAAGUGACUGAAAAUGACCCCGUUAGUAAGAUCUUCUUUGAACAAGGGACAUAUCAGUGUCUGGAGAACUGUGGUACUGUGGCCCUUACCAUUAUCCGCAGAGGUGGUGAUUUGACCAACACUGUGUUUGUUGACUUCAGAACAGAGGACGGCACAGCAAAUGCUGGGUCUGAUUAUGAAUUUACUGAAGGAACUGUGGUGUUUAAGCCUGGUGAGACCCAGAAGGAAAUCAGAGUGGGUAUCAUAGAUGAUGAUAUCUUUGAGGAGGAUGAAAAUUUCCUUGUGCAUCUCAGCAAUGUCAAAGUAUCUUCUGAAGCUUCAGAAGAUGGCAUACUGGAAGCCAAUCAUGUUUCUGCACUUGCUUGCCUCGGAUCUCCCUCCACUGCCACUGUAACUAUUUUUGAUGAUGACCACGCAGGCAUUUUUACUUUUGAGGAACCUGUGACUCAUGUGAGUGAGAGCAUUGGCAUCAUGGAGGUGAAAGUAUUGAGAACAUCUGGAGCUCGAGGAAAUGUUAUCAUUCCAUAUAAAACCAUCGAAGGGACUGCCAGAGGUGGAGGGGAGGAUUUUGAGGACACUUGUGGAGAGCUCGAAUUCCAGAAUGAUGAAAUUGUCAAAACAAUAUCAGUCAAGGUAAUUGAUGAUGAGGAGUAUGAGAAAAACAAGACCUUCUUCCUUGAGAUUGGAGAGCCCCGCCUGGUGGAGAUGAGUGAGAAGAAAGCCCUGUUAUUGAAUGAGCUUGGUGGCUUCACAAUAACAGGCCAACCUGUCUUCAGGAAGGUUCAUGCUAGAGAACAUCCGAUUCUCUCUACUGUAAUCACCAUUGCAGAUGAAUAUGAUGACAAGCAGCCACUGACCAGCAAAGAGGAAGAGGAGAGGCGCAUUGCAGAAAUGGGGCGCCCCAUCCUGGGAGAGCACACCAAGUUGGAAGUGAUCAUCGAAGAAUCCUAUGAAUUCAAGAGUACUGUGGACAAACUCAUUAAGAAGACAAACCUGGCCCUUGUGGUUGGGACAAACAGCUGGAGAGAACAGUUCAUUGAAGCUAUCACUGUCAGUGCUGGGGAAGAUGAUGACGACGAUGAAUGUGGGGAAGAGAAGCUGCCCUCCUGUUUCGAUUACGUGAUGCACUUUCUGACUGUGUUCUGGAAGGUCCUCUUUGCCUUCGUCCCCCCUACUGAAUACUGGAAUGGCUGGGCAUGUUUCAUUGUCUCCAUCCUCAUGAUUGGCCUACUGACAGCAUUCAUUGGAGACCUGGCUUCCCACUUUGGCUGCACCAUUGGCCUGAAAGAUUCUGUGACUGCAGUCGUGUUCGUCGCACUUGGAACAUCAGUGCCAGACACAUUUGCCAGCAAAGUGGCAGCCACCCAGGACCAGUAUGCAGACGCCUCCAUAGGUAACGUCACGGGCAGCAACGCGGUGAACGUCUUCCUGGGAAUCGGUGUGGCCUGGUCCAUCGCUGCCAUCUACCACGCAGCCAACGGGGAACAGUUCAAAGUGUCCCCUGGCACACUAGCUUUCUCUGUCACUCUCUUCACCAUUUUUGCUUUCAUCAAUGUGGGGGUGCUGCUGUAUCGGCGGAGGCCAGAAAUCGGAGGUGAGCUGGGUGGGCCCCGGACUGCCAAGCUCCUCACAUCCUGCCUCUUUGUGCUCCUAUGGCUCUUGUACAUUUUCUUCUCCUCCCUGGAGGCCUACUGCCACAUAAAAGGCUUCUAAAGGAACUAUCAGAUAUAGUAAAUUUAUAUAUAUACAUAUAUAUACAUAAAAAUUAUGUAUAACGGACAGAGGAAACUGACGUUUGUCAUGUUCACUUACCUGCUGAUGGAAUCCAGCUUCAAGAGCAUAUACUCUGUACUAGGGCCGAAGUAAAAAACCAUCACCUCCCAUUCCCAGGGGCAUCAUCAUGUUCAACAAGGCACGGAGGCAGGGCCAUCUUUGCAGCUCAGUCUAGAAGGGCUGCACUCUCUCCAGGUUCAUAAAUCCUUAAGGCUUCGAUUUGUUUUCUUGUUUUUGAUUUUGUUUUCAAUGGGGCUGGGGAGGUAGUUAAUGUUUGGCUUUAUUUCUGUUAUUUUGUUUUGUUUUGUUGGGAGGGUCAGGGUUGUUGCUUUUCUUUGUGGAAAGUGAAACUAUCCAAAUGUAAAUGGGUUUUGGUAAAAAUUUAAAUCAUUACUAUUUCCCCUCACCUCCUCCAAUCACUUUAAAACUUAUUUUGGAUUAAGAAAAAAUCUGGGCAUGGAAGAAGAAAGGAGCAUGUCUUCAUUGUAUUACCAAAGUUCAUGCUUGUCUCCGGAAUGUGAGCAGAGGUGAAGCUGCCUCCAAGAAGAAGCAUAAGAGUGGAAUGGAGCCAGGAAAUCCAAUGGUUCUAGAUAUAGUCUGAUAUUUAAACAUGUGAUACCUGGCAGUCUCGUUUAACAGGUACAAGGAAAACGUGCCUAGAUUCCCAGGAACACACAAAAUCCUUUCUUUAUCUCUUUAGCUCUGGACUAUGAUUAGCAAGGUCCUUCUUCCAGCAUUCAGCCCAGCUAAGCCCCCAGGUGCCCCAUCCCAACCCUGUUCCUCCUGUCCACCUGCCAUCCCCUAUGCAAACAGUAAGAAUAACCCCAUUCAAAAAGCACAUCAUCGUUUUCCAUUUGCAUUAACAUGUGUCUCAGUCCCAUGUUGCCAUUGCUUGGGAUUGUCUGUCCGUUUUAUUUUCAAAGGCAUCCAUGGCUUGCACAAUCCUGUUCCAGUCAUGACUGAACAUUUGCUCCUUCUUCAUGUGCCUGUUCGGAAAUGUUGUUGUGAUACCUGUUACCCAGUGCAUGGUGAAAAACAAAUAAAACAAAACAAAGAGUAUCUGUAUAUAGUAGAGUAUAGUACAUACUGUUCUCCCAUUUGGCAAUGUUGAUUGGACAUUGAAGACAUAGUGAGUUUUCUUUUCACCUAAGUUGUUACUUUUGUGUUGUUAUUGAGUUGGAUUAAUUACUAGGGAUAAAAGGAGAAAAUGGCUUAUUGUUCAUGGUUCUGCACAUUCAUUUCUAAGAAGCAAUAACUGUCAUGUGGGGAGAAGUUAAAGUUAUUGAGAGGAUAGCAGGCAAACUACAAAGAUCUUCAUGGAAAAUUAGCCAUGUGGAACACAUCAGAGGCCUCUAAAAAUCACCCAUUAAUUCAGGAAGGCCAAUGAGAAAGGCCUUAUAAAGAGACGUUGAUAUGUUGGAUGUGCCUAGGCUUUCAGAGCCACCCUUUCCACAACACCCCUCCCUGAAAAGUAUUUAUUUCACAUCUGCACUGUCUGGCACAGAUGGUAGAUAGUGCUGGUUUGUUCAUUUUAUUUUUUUACGUAAAAGGCUAUUUUGAGCCCUGUUUCUUUCACUGUCCAGUCUAGUCCCCUUUGAUUAUAUCAGUAGUUCCUGAGUAAGAAAGAAGCCAGGGUGACCAAUGGGCCUUUAAAAGUGUGUCUCCUCUACUUAUGCUGAAAGAGAAGGCAAUUAAAUAAGACUAGUACCUCCCAGGAGGAUUGGACUGGGAUGUUUUUUUACCCUUUAGAAAGAAUAGCUGUUUCUAUGUUAAAAUACCAAAGAACAUGGAUAAACCCAACAUUCCAAAGUAGUGAGUCCACUAAUGAGAAAAAAAAUAGAAUGACUUUGGUCACCUCUCGGAGACUUCUGUGUCUAUAAGGAAUCCCAGGCAGGAGACAUCCCUAGCCCUCUGUAUUGAUUCAAAAAUACUUAAUAAAUUAAAGCUGUUGAGACUUAUUUUUUCUUCUGUCACUCAGUAACCAUGAUCCUUCAUCAUUUAAUAAAUAUUUGGUGACUGAAUGAGUAAUUAAAUGCUGGUUACCCACUUAAUGUGCCAGAUAGUAUGAUACUUUCUGGGGACUAAGCCAUGAACAAAACAGUCUAGAUCCCCGCCCUCAGAAGGGUUACAGUUUAUGUGAUUACUAUUUUCAUGAGUAAAAGUGAAGAAAGCCAUAUGGAAAGAUUUUUAUCUUGCAAGAAAAAAACAAUUACGAAACUCUUUUAACAUAAAAACACUGAAACUGUAUCAAAGCAAUUGUCCAAAUUGUAUUUAUACCCAAGAUUUUCUUUAACUAAGAGAGCAUAAAGCGUAUGUUUGGAAAACCACCCUCUUUAUCUUUGACCAACUUGCAGAUAAAUAUAUCUCUCCAUUUUAAACCAAGAAGGGCAAUCAUGUUGGUGAUCCAGAUCACUGAGAAAGCCCAGUGUAUCCCAUCUUUUAUCUUUGUUGGCAAUAGAACUUUUCUAUGGCCCACACUUUAUAAUUCUUUGUCAUUCUAACCCAUCUUUCCCAUCCUUUUUUUGUUUUGUUUUGAGAAUUGCUAAAUGGAAAGCUAGCCUAGAAGCACCAAGUAAAUAUAUUCAAGGAAUAUAAGUUGUUUAAACAUUAGAAAAAUUUUUGCACUCAUUUUUUAGCUGUAUUAGGAAUGUCAAUAAUCCUGUAGCAAAUUUUCACAGAGAACUUUAAGAAAUUCUUGCAUUGGUCAAUUUCAAUUUGAAAGCUUUUUGUUUUGUUUGCUUUUUAAAUUUUCAUGUUCUAGGAAACUAUGAUUCUGGUUGUUCAGGAUUGUUAUUAUUAUAGUUGUGUAAAAUUAUUUUAUUUUGUGUGUAUUGUGCACAGCUUGGGGGGGGGCGGGAAAUGCACUAAUUGUGCUCUUCCUUAUAAAUGGUACAUAUUACUGACACAGACAAAUAAAGUUUCUAAUUGUUUCUGAUUUAAUCACUAGUGAUACAGCAUAUUCUGUAUGAAAUGUUUUCUCUUUUCUCAUUGUCAUCUACUUCAUUUUUUGUUUUCAUGUUUUGAAGAAAUAAAAACCAAAAUGGUAUUAUUGUGCAACUGGUAUCAUCAUCCAAAGAAAAAAAGCAGACACCAAGUAUUCAAACUCUUGCAAACAUCAACCCUUCGGUCCUGCAAUGUUCUCUUUUUAAUGUCCCAAGAGAACACAGUGUCAGAAUAUUUGUCUGUCCUACAGUGCUGAGAUAUAUGUUGGACAUUCCUCCAUUUCACUGAUUUUUUUACAUUGCUUAGUAUGACUCUAUCUACAUCCUUUCCAGCAUCCAGGAUCAUGAGCCCAUAAACAGUUACAUGUCAGACAACUUUUUAGCAUGCAGAGUAUUACAUCAAAUCAGUCGAUCCCAAAAAAUUCCAAUCCCAAAAUUGAUGAUAGUACAGUUUCUUCCCAAGGGGAUGCUUAAGUAAAUUGCUCUUUUAGUUUCAUAUGUUAUAUUCCUCUUGGCUUGCAGAACUUCUGCCUUGCAUUAAUAAUUUCUGUCUAUAUGUUAUUGACUUCAUGUAUCAUAUAGUCAAAAGAGUAUAGAAGGAAGUGACGUCAGAAAUGGAAUAAGCAUUUGUGGGGAAAAAAAUGUGACCUCUAAGGUUUGUGUACUUAUUUGAAGUUGACAUAUUAGUGGACUUAGUUCUUACUAUAAUAGAAUCUGUCCACAUGUACAAGUAAAUGCUACUUUAUUCAUCUGAUCAUCUUUAAAAUUUUCUUUAGUAUUCCUCAUUAUAUUCUUAUAUGGUCAUAUGUGGUAUACUUUCAUGUAUGAAUGAAGGCAUUAUUUAAAUAUUUUAUUGUAUCAAACUGUCAAUAUGUCUCUUGAGUACCAGCCUUUGGUUUAACACAAAAUGAGCAGCCAACAUCUAUUUCUUUAAACAGCAAAAAGAUUAAUUCAGUGACCAGAGUUCCUUGACCAUCUAACAACCUUUCAGAAAAAUUCUGUGACCUGAUAAUUAUCAACUUCUUACAAGCAAAUUUUAAUGGGUUCAAAUUUUCUGAUUCCAUCCUUCAAGCAGUGAGGGUUUUAUAAAAUUUUGCUUUUUGUAGUUCAUAGCCUAAUAGCAGUAAUUUUUUGUUGCUUUUCAAACAUAAAAUUGUUACAAAAUAUUGUUUUAGAAACCCUGCAAAGAUUCUGAUGCAUGCCUUUCCCCUGUGGCCUCACUAUUAAUGAAAGCUCACCACUCACAUUGCAUUUUCCACAGGGGUCUUGAUUCAUUGGUGAUUCCACAGCAAAAGGUCCCUGAUCCUAAACUGUCAAAAUAAAGUGAGAAUGACGUACAUCUGAUAACUCUGUGGAAGCAAUUAGAAAAUUUUCUCUGGUAGAUGAUGAUGCCCUCCAUCCUCUAAUAGUGGCAGAACUUCGCCUACUCAAGAGUAUAAAUCAGCCCCUUUAAGACUUCUUUUAAUAUUUUUGGGCUCAGGGUAUGGAGUCUCUCUGUUGAUUCUGACUUUCUGACUAUGAUUUUGGGCAGUUGCAUCCAGAGCAAGUUCUGAGUGUAGUUUCAUAACUUCAGGAACGUUUGGCCAUUUUAUGAUUGACAACAUGUAAUAUUGGAUCUCACCUGACCUACAACUGGCAUUCAGCUUUUAUCAUUGUAAUCACUUCACUUGGCCAAGGCAGUUGGUAAAACUGAGCAAAGUUAAAUAUAAAUUCCAAUCAUUAAAUUGGUGAGUGCAUUAUGCGGAAGAUACAGAAUCCUGUUUCAGAAAAAGAAACAUGCUAUUAUAAGUGGAUUCCUUAGAUUCAGAUAUACCUGCGGAGUUUUGCUAAUAGAAUGCAGUUCUGCUAUUCCUUUUUACCAUUAUGUACUUGCCACUUCUAACCAUCUUGUUGUCUUCCCAUCAUGCAGUACAUUUCAAAAUGCUGGGUGGUCCUGAUGGUAUUACACCCACAAGGACAGCAUGGGAAGGGUAAACAAUUGAAAUAGAUAUUUCAUGUUGGGAGCUUAAUUAGGCCAUGAUUAAUCGUCUCUCAAAGCAGAGACUGUCUUAUCUAUAGAAGGAGCAAUCACUGAGAGGUGGAACUGCCAAGGGAAAUCUCUGCAGGUUUCCAGCCCACAAGAAAUGGUAAGUAUUUCACUUUCUUUGACGUUUUCCCUGCCUGUCAAGAUGUCCACAUGUACUCAGAGGCUGUCCACAUUUUCAUUUUUGUCAAAGGUUCUCUGAUUUGAUUUUGUAAGAAACAUUUAAAUCAGUUGUUAUGCAAAUUAUUGUUCAUUUUGUUCUAUUUUUAGGAAAGAGCAUUACUUUGUAACUUCAAAAAGCACUAUGACUUAGUAGUUAAAAUUAUGACCCAUAUUUUUUCAGGAAGACUUGCUUGCCCAAAAUUGUCUUGUCUAUCUGUUAUCAAUGCAGUCAUUCAUGGCUGCUUCAGUGGUUCACAUUUUUUAGAAUCAUGCUUCCCUAGCCUUUUUUCAAAGAGUUGGAGAGUUUUCCCCUUGGAAAUAGGUAAAAAAAAAAAAAAAAAAAAAAAAAAAAAAAAAAAAAAAAGUUUAAUAGUUUAAACUUUAAACACAAAGCAAAGGGAGAUGCUUUUAAAUGCCAAAUCUUUCCUUUCCCUUCCCUAAUUUCAGCCUUUGCAGUUCUUCGAUGGCUACUCCCAUUAUAUCCAACUACCCUUAGUGAUUGAUGCUCACUAUUACCUCUCAGCAAUAGGGAAAGGGCUUAUGAUAUAAAGUGAUUGCUCAAGACAUGUUUUUCUGAAAGUGAACUUAUCAUAGGAGAAAUCAAAUAUAAUGACAUUCCACCUAGAUAACAGUCACUAGGACAUAGUAUGGAAUCUUUAUAAAUGAGCAGGACAGAUUAUACCUACAGUUACACACUACAAUAGUGUUGUUUAUUUUAUACCUCUUGAAUCCUAUUUAUUAUGCUUCAGUGCCCAUCGACCUAGCCUUUUAUUCUAUCAAUAUAUGUAGGUGUGGAUUGGGAAUGAGAACCAACAUUCACAUCCCUGAUGCUCAUGAGAGUUUCUACAAAGGUGGAGUAUGUAAACAUAGAAAAACAUAAUAUAUAGCUUCCAUGCCUCUAAGAAAUAUGAGUGGGUCAAAUGCUUCUCUGUGGGUACUAUUUUUCUGCUAUGCAAAUGGUAGAAAAGUUCACAUUAAUAGCCAAACAGACCGAGAGAGAAAUUAGCUAACUUCACUGUUAAUCUGUCUACUUUGACAGUUAAUAUAUAGCCCAGCCCUCCUAAUUUGUUGACUGCAAAGACAGAUAUACCUAGUGAAAUCCAAAAAUGUACUGGGGGGCAGGGGCGAUAAAUUUACUAGAAUAAUUAUACAAACCUCCAUACUAAGAUUGCUUAUUCACCAAGAAGAAUCCUGCCCAGAGAUUUUCCGAGACAUUUCCUUGCAUUCCCAACCUUCUUUUAAUUUACACAACUUUUUAUUAGACCCCUUGAAGCCACAUAGUAAAACAAGAGAUGAAUUAUCUAAGGAGAACUUUUAGCCCUCCCUCUAACGUGAAGAUCAGAUACUUGACUCUAUUUCCCAUUCUUUCCAAAUGGAAAGAACAGUUCAAUUAAGUAACCAACUAUGUAACCACUUUUUGACAUAAUUCCACCUAAAAAACAAAGAGUGAACUAAAUUGUACCAACAUUAAACCUAACAGUGAAAUGAUCCAGAUGGCUAGUUUUGAGAAAAAUAAUAUUUUCUGUAGAUACCUUGCUCUCCCUUCCUGUACUCAUCCUAAUGCUCAAGUUUGAGAAAUACUCCAAGGAAGAAAUCUUGAAAGAUUGUACAUUCAAAUAAUGCUCAUGUAAUUGAGUAAUAUGGCAUUUGGGAUGAGAAUGUUCUGUGUUGUUGAUAAGAGCAUAUUUAAAAAUAAGAGAAUUGGCACAAAAAUGUGUUAACUAGGAUUUUUAUUACAAAUUGCCCUAAGAUAUUUGAAAGUUAUUAUAUUUAAGUGAAAUAAAUCCCAGUUUCCAGAAACAACAGUAUAAUUUAAAUUUAUAUUCUCAGGUUUUAUAUGAAAAUCAAAGUUGGGCAUACAUACCUUUUGGCUUUGGCAACCAAAGAAAAGCAUGUUUUUGGCACACGUUUCCAAAUUAUUGAGUUAUUUGUAGAAUACAUUGGACCUAUACAGGUAUCUCAUUAAAAUUACGUUCAAUAAUUUCCCUUUCUUCCUUUAGCCAUAAAGUUUCUAAAUUUUACAACUUGACAGUUUAGCAAUUUCAUUUAUGAAAGGCUGAUUCCAUUUUGAUGUUGAUUUUUACAUUUCAGAAUUUUUCAUAUGUAAAUAUUUGAUACAUUAGAUGGGAUACUGAGCUUGAGUCUGGCCCAAAUGAACCACAAGGCCCAGACUGAUCUGUCAGUAGUUAGAAGGCUUCUGAUACACUGGCUUUUUAAUGCACAGCAAAUCCUAGUGUUGUUUUCAAUAUACUUUCUUUUGACUAAAAGUUUCCAUUCCAACUGGUGAAAAAAUUUUUUAAAAGAUUUAUAACGAUAGUUAGAAAACUGUUUAUAUGAGGAUCAGACAUUGUUUCAGCACGAGUUCUUCUCUAUCCCCUCUCUCGCUACAGCAUACAGCCCAGAGACACACACGUAAAAGUAGGUGAUCUCUGUAAACUUCAGCUGCAUUUUUGUAUGUCUAGGAUUGUCCUAGUAUCAGAUAUCUUUUGAGAAAGAGUUGGAGAGGCAUGGAAGGAAGCAUAUUCCUGAUUUCCCUUUUUAGCUAAAGAUACAAAUUCAGAGCUGUUUGAAAAGGGCUUAGAAUAAUAUUAAUUAAACAUAUUCUGUAAUACAAAGAGAAGUACUUUUUUUAAAUCAAUUUAUUUUUCUUUCUUUUUUAGCAAGCAUUUCUGACAGAAAAUCUUUAGGGCCAAUUAGAGUUUCUUUCUGACUUUUAAUUGCCCUCUGCCUUUUGGGAAAGUGUUGAAAAAAGCUCUUGAAAAAAAUAUGCUGGUCAAGGUCAAACCCUGGGGGAUUAAAAACAUGAGAUUUUUAUAUUUUCCCUCCAAACAUAGCACUGAGCGGGCAGGUUCCCAUGCCUGUUGUUAAUCGGCAUUUUCUAAACAUGUGUUUUGGUGUGCUGGGAGCAGAGGAGUAGGAGGCCCACCCAGUCCCACCACACAUACCGGGACAUCUUUGACCACAGGGGUCCUCUGCCGUUCAUAGUUUAGCUUAGAUGUUCUUAACUGAACUAACUUCCAAUUUUCAUAUUCACUGAUCAUCUUGUCCCUAGCAUUUUCCCUCCAAGAUCCUGCUAACAGGCAAACUAGCCCUUUCUAACAGUUGGUACCUGAGAUUUCUCAGAGCACUUUUAUCAGAGUAAGGAGUGAGAUUGCAGAAGGGGCAGUAAUGUCAAUACCAAGUUAUUGGAAACUACUUAACCAGCCACUGCAUUACAUACUGGAGCCCAUCUAGGACACUUACCCUUGGAAAUAGUGGAAAGACUUUGUUUUAUUUCUAUUUCAUCAACAGAACUUUUGUAGCAUUGAAUCUAAGCAAACGAUAACAUCAUAUAAUGGAAAGUUAUUUUUAACUACAACUGUUAUUGUUAAAUUUAGAAGAAAAUAUUGUCUUUGAAGUUUCAGUCCAAAACUCUAAGGAGAGCAAGGCUUUUACUGCGAUCGGUAAUCCUGUGAGAAAUUUGACACUCCAGAUCUUAUUUGAGAUAGAUAAGUCUAUGAUAAAUAUAUGUAUGAGACUUAAAAUAUUCUUGAUAUUCUCAGGUUGUUCUCACAAAUUCUGCAUAGAUUUAGUUUUUUUUUUUAAUGAGAACCUUUCUUAUCAAAAAGGAUUGAAAAUAUUUCCAAUAACUGGUUGUUAAAUGAGUCUAGCACCCAAAGAAGCUGUGAGCAGUUGGUUCUAUCAGUGACUCUUCUAGGAGCUCUUUCCAGGUUGGUCUCGAACUCCUGACCUCAGGUGAUCCACCUGUCCCGGCUUCCCAAAGUGCUGGGAUUACAGGCAUGAGCCACUUCGCCCGCCCUGGUUGUUCUGACUCAAUCCCUAGACACAUUCUUCAGAAACAACUGUACAUGGUGAGAGAAAAGUCAAAAGGAAAAAAGUUUUCCUUCCUUAAAAAUAGACUAAAUUUGCUUAUCACCUUUAAAAUUUGGACGGAAUGUUUAAACUUUAAACACAAAGCAAAGGGAGAUGCUCUUAAAUGUCAAAUCUGAAGCAAAAGUUGCAUUUUUGCAAAGCUAUCCAGAAGACGUGUUAAUUAUUGAGACAUGGGAUUCAUUAACACGUCAGCGCCCAACCAUUGCCUCCCCUGCCCCAUUCACGUUAGUAUCGACAAUCAAAUAAGCAGCUGGGCAGGGGAAACCUAUCACUGUUAAUGUCAUAAUCACAUCACCACUGAAUUACCAGAUGUGGUCAGGAACUAGGCAAAGUAGGUGAGACCAAUCCCAGGACUGGGGCCAUACCACAACCUCAGCUUAGCCCCUUGUCGGAUACGGUUUAUGAAUUUAGAACAAUGCCAGAAGUAUUUUUUUUCUUUCAGCUGUGAACCAGCCUGUUUUGUUUGAUGAGCCUUUCCAGAUUCAUGCAAAUCAAUCACAUGCUUGUUGCCAGUCUGAGAGUGAACCUAUUAUCUCAAACUUGUUGCCAUGACCAAUUUUUACAAAACCGAAAGUAGCCCAGUGAGGUGGAUUGGACCUAGUGAUGAGGUGUCUACACUUGCAUCCUUUCCUUCCAAGAGAAUAUUCUGACACUGCAACUCUAGAAAUCAUGUCAUUAGUAAAAUGAAAAUAAUAAUUGCUUAAUCACUGUUUAGAAUUAGUUCAUACUUCUUCAGAGCUUGAAGCCUCCACUACUCAACAUCAGAUCCACGGAUAGUAUUAUUAUACCUUUUACCCAAAGACUGGAUUUAUUUUGUUAAAAAAAAAAAACAGAAUGGGUCAGGGUUCCUUUAAAGCAACUGACAAAGUAUUUAAUAACAUUUUAAAACAAUGAAGAAGAAAGGAUGAUUCUGCAGAGGCUGCUGGGUUACAGAGGAGGGCAGAGCUUUUGUCAGACUCUCUUGAUGUUUUGCUCUUCCUGGUAAGUUUUUAUCUGUCAUGGUUCCCAGUGGAAUAUUCCACAUACACAUUCUGUGGGAGGCUACUGACAUGGCUCUAGACUCUGCCUUUUAUUUUCUAAUUCUCCUUGGAGAAUUAGAACAGGCAUUCCAGAGCUUGUAAUAUAGAGGGAAAAAAGAAAAAAUGGCAGAUGCCUCAUUGAUGGAUCCAGAAGUUUUAUACAAAAGCACACACCAUUCUGAUUGUCUCUAUAUUAACAUUGUACUCACCAAACAGCUUUCUUAAGGUGACUGGAACAAGAUAAAUAUCAACUGGAUAAUUACCUAAGGAAAAAGAAUAAAAAAGAAAUCAAAGCAAAAAAUUGGUCAGUUUAGCAAAUGUGUCUUCCAGGAUCACAGGCUCAUAAACUAUACAGUCAAGAGAGUGAAACAAUUUUAAAAUCAAAAGUUAGAGCCUUUUAUAUUUCUUCAGAUAGACAAUUUCAUAAAUCAAGCAUUUAUUUUGUGCAAAGUAUUAUAUUAGGUACCCUAAGAUGGUAUAUAAAGAAUUCAAAACAGAGUAAUUUAAGAAAAUUAACACUGGUCCUUGAUUUAGUCAGGAAGAGUCCAAUUAUGGCAUUCUAAUUAAAUUAACCUUCCAUUUUGGUCUACAGACAUUUUAUCAAUUUGAGAUUGCUUAAUGGGGCCAUUUUGAAACCUAUCAAAAAACUUUCCUCUAAUACAAAUAUUAAUUUUCUUAAUUUCACAUUCUGUCUUCCACUAAUAAGAUAAACGGAUUCAGACCCAACACACACAUCCAGAGAUUACCAUGAGCCAAGACCUGUGUAAGUUUGAUAUACGGUCUUUUAUUCAACAUUUCAAGUUUGGAAAAUCUUAUGACAAAGAUCAUUUGCCUCACCAUUGCUGAAUUCUCUUACUAGGUGUUGAUGCUAAUUCAUCACUGGAUUUUCUUAACUCUGCCUGUUGCUCUUUUGGACUUUGAGGCAUGUGGUCCUAUUUCAGUGAGUUACAACUCCAGCCCUCAUCUUUUAACAGCAAACUAGAGAAGAUCUCACUCUUCAUCUCUGAGGACACAGUGUUCUCUUCAUUUUAACAUCAAAAAGUCACCAGAGAGAAGACCCAAAGGCUUUUCUCUUUGGAAAAGGAAUCUUUAAUUGUUUCAGAGGGUGAUGAAUCUUCGGCUCUCUAGACUUGAUUUUCCUCAUCAUUAAAUGGGAGGACUUUACCUUUGGCUUGAUUUUCCAGAACACAUCAAGCCCUGUAUGAUGAGUGUUUCCCUGUUAUCAUCCACUUAUGUGUAUAGGUUGAAGGUACUUUAAGUUGUGAACCAGCUGCUGCCCAUAUUGGGUCACCAAUGCACUUGUCAAGCCCAUAUAACCACAUGAAGUCUGAUAGAAAUAUAAACAUUUGUUUUGAAAUAAUUCCAUGUGCAUGGUUGGAAAAACAGUCUCCCUUCCCUGAAAGGAAUGAGUAAUUUCUCCCUUUUCAAGAAGUGUACAGUAGAAAAUGUAAUGAGAUUGGAAUGGAUUCCAAAUCAGUGACCUUUUUAAGGCUGAAACCACUAUUUUAAAUGAAAACUUUAAGUUCAUACAGUUUCUUAUAGUAAUUCUACUUUUAUUUUUUAGUCAUUUUGCUUAAUCUUUUAGGAAAAAAAACUAGCCAGUUAUUUUUUACUAAAGUAUGUGAAUUACAAACAGGAUGUGCAAUGACCAGGCAGAGAGAUAUUUAAAGGUAUAACUAUUCUAAAGGAAGAUGAGAAAAAAUUCAUCUGCUACAGAUUCAACUGUCUUUUAAAUGCCUCCCUUGUCAUGGAGUAAAUGACUACUCAAAAGGAUUUCACAAAAGACUUAAAUCUCACCCUUAGCAAUCAACCGGUCCGCCACAGCUCAAAUGCCUCAUUAGCAAAAUGAAAUUGCACAACAGACAAAACAUAGCAAGAGAAUGUAGACAUUUCCAUGGGGGGAAGAAAAGAAGAAAGAAAAAGCAACCAUAGUGAACUCUGCUUGCAUAAACAAAGAAUGUUUUAGUGGGAUAAAUGUAAGCUUUCUCUUGAAGGAAUCCCAGUUAGAAUGUCAUUGGAAACGGCAAAACUAUUUCAGCUUCAUAGCAGUAAUAUAUUCCAACUUUAUUACUACUGAGGCAGAAAGCUAAAUUUGUCAGGGGGAAAGGUAAGCAAAAAUUACUGACAUUGCAACAGAUAAAAUGAUCUUGUGAGACUCAAUAUUGAGAAAGAAAAUUAAAAUAGCUAAUAUUUCUGUUAUGAUUCCAGAGAUUACUAAGACUUCUGCCAAGGGAUAAAAUUAUUUUCCUUCUCUCAUUAUAAAUUUCUAUAUAGAGCUAUUUUAAUGCAGUAAUGAUUGUAUUUUCAUAUUUUAAUAAAUCCCUCACGUUGAAUUUGCCCCCCAUUUCAGAUUCGAUUAGGAAAUACUAAAUUGAGAAGGCAGGCUUUUCAGUCGUUUUAAAAACAAGUAUGCACCAUAAGCAUUUUCAGCUGAUGUCUGCCUUAAGCAAUCUUGGUAGAGCUGUCAAUCAGUGGCAAGUGCUUGUUUAAGGAAGAGAAACUGUGAAUAGAUUUAGCCUUUCUUCCUCACAGGCAGCUGCUCAUUCACACACGAUCAUCUCUUCUUCCUCAACUUCUUGCACCAAUCCCGCCUCUUGGAUUGACCCACAUCCACCUAGCAGUUGAACAAACUGCAGAUUCUAAUUACAUGUCCCGACAGCUUGCUCAACUUAAUUUUUCACCAACUGAAUUUCAUGCAUUGCCCCUUGAUGUUCCUUCCCUCUGUUCACUCUUUUAUAUAAGUCCUUGCAUUUGAUAUACUUUAAAAUGGAUUUGACUAGGGAAAAAAAAAAAAACCAAGUCAGCAAACGCUUGUGUUCAUUCAAGAAAUUGUGAACAAAUUUAGCUGUUAUGGUAAUAAUCCUGAGGUGAGAGAGAAAAUAUCACCUAUGUGACAAGAGAUCAUUUUAAAGCUAUUACUAAAAUAGUAUUCUAUGAAUAGAGGCCAUAGAAUUUUCUACAAAUAGACUUCUAGGGAUUCACAUUUUGAAUCAUAUUUUACUUAUAGGUUUGCUCUAUAUACUGAUAAACUUCUGAACCUAAAGAUUCUCUAUAAUUAAACUAGCACAAAUAAAAUCUGUCCCUUACCCACAUUAUAAGAAUGUCUGGUGGGGGAAAUCCAGUAUUGACCUUCACAUUCCACAUGGAAAAGCUUUGUCCCCAGAGUGCAAUUAGGGUGAUUAAAAAUAAGCGGCUUUGGUGAGUCUCAAGUUUGGUCCCCAAACAAGCAGCAUCAGCAACUGGAAAUUUGUUAGACAUGCAAAUUAUCCAGUCCCACCUAAGAGCUCAGCCCAGAUCUAUGAAUCAAAAAUUUUGGAGUGACCCUGGCAAUAUGUGCUUUAAUAAGCCCUUAGGAUGAUUCUGAUGCAUGCUCAAAUUUGAGAAUCAUUGAUCUAUGACACAGCAUUCUGAGUGGCCAAGAAUAAACAAUGUCACCCACUGUUUAAUUAUGCUUUCCCUUAAGAAAAGGUUUAAAUGCUUAAAAGGUAGGUUCUUUAUAGAGACAAUGAGUUCAGAUAUAUGGGAGAUAUGUCCACCAUUCAGACUUAAAAUAUAAUUUUAAGGGACAUUAAUCCUUAUGUCUUUUUCUGACAUAACUGAGCUUGAGGCAGGCUCUCCAAUCAGAGAGAUUUCUAAUCAGCUUUUCUAGUUCUUUUAAAACCCCACAGCUCAUCUACUUUGCCUGACUUCCCCGGGGCCUAGAAAAUGACCCUGGACAGCUUUCUCUAACUGAUUAGCUCUGGCUGACUUGCCUGAAUGCUAAACCACUGUGUAACAGUACUAAGUUAUGCUUAAUGACACAGUCUACUGUUUUCAAGAGUGCUGUGUAUGACUGACUGAGCUAAAAGGAUUGCUGUCUAUGAGUGAGUAUUAGUUUUAGAAUUCAUUUUCAAAGAUGCACAAGGCUCAAGAAGCUUGAAAACCACAGAUAAUGUAUACAGUAGCCGGAGUCUCCUGGAGGCUCCUUUCUAGGGUCUCUCAUUUGAAUUGGUGCAGAACCGAAGGAACUGAAGUAGAGAGUCAGAAAGUAACUUUGCUUAUAAAAAUGGCUUAGGAAAAGGAACUUAAGAUUGUGGGUUAUAUGUGUGUAUGUGCACACGCGUGUAUGUCUCCUUAAUUCUAACCUGAAAAUGUCACAUUUUUGGAUACUUAAAAUACUCAUAUGCAUUUUGAUACAGAAAAACAAUUCAAAGCAUGUAAAAGGAGGCUGGAAAUGUAAGCUUAAUAGUGACAUUCUGGAGAAAAAUGUUACAACUGUCACUCCAGGCUUCCCUUAGGAGAAACCAAACUUGUCAGAUAUUUUGGAAUGGUUGCUCUUUUUCAGGAAUUAGAAUAACUGAAGUAUGAUACUGUGUUCUGUGUGCUUUAAAAUCUGUGACCCUCCCCUGUUGCUGGUCAUAGCUUCAGCAUUUGAGUGUCCAUUGUCGCUGAGGGCAUUUUCUCAUUGGCUCUUUUCCCCAUUGUCCCAUUCCUCUCACACCUGAUUACCAAAUAGCUCCAACGAAAUCACAGUCACUCCUUCCUGUGUUUCCACCAUUGUGUACAUCUUCAUUUGCACAUCCUAUUUUUUAAUCAAAGUUAAAGCCUCACCAACAAGGUACUUCUUAGAACAAUCAUCCACUUCUGGCCACUUUGUGAUGGGAAAUACAUCUUUGCAGGGGAAGGAGCUGGAUCAGACUGACAGGGUUUCACUCAGACUAUUUCAAACAAUGCGAAGCCUUGACCUCAUUCCCGACUUUUGCUGUCCAUAGUGGUUGGUUUCUUGUUUUCUCUUUCUCUCUUUUUUUUUUAACAGAAACUCUUAAGCUCAAGGCUAAAUUAUAGUGGGGACUUGCCUUUGUCUACAGUCCAUGGUUUCUGUAUUGGCUCAAGUCUUGAAAUCUUGAAACAAGCCUAAAUAAAAAUUUUCUCUUAGCUUAAGAAAAAAAGUUACAUAUUGUCAAGACCCUUAUGUGUGUGGUGCAUUAAAAAGGUCUUGAUAUUAGAAGGUAACAGCAAAUUAUUUCUUAUCCCACAACAGCUUUGCCUUUCAGUGUCAUUUGUGGUGGUUUUCGUAGGUCAGUGGUACAAUUCAACACUCUUUCCAAUAAGCCAUAAUAAUAAUUGUUGGCACAACUGUUAUUACAACAGGACUUGCCUGAGUUCCAUCUAUUAAUUUUUAUAGACAGUAGGAAGCUCACACUGAGGAGACAUUGGUAGCUUCCUGGACAAGGGCAAAAGAAGGAACUAGCAUAUUGUACAUACUGUGUACGUGCACAGAACACUGGUCUGUGCCUCUGGGGUGUUCUCAGAGGGGCAGGCCGGAAGGGAGGAUUCAGGUAGGAAAUGAAUCUAGGACUUCUCUUGCCUUUGAUGGUUACUGAUGGCAAUUGUGUUUCCCACUGAAUAACUUGGUGGACAAUUUUGAUAGUAAACUGAACUCAUACCGAGCAAGUACAACAGUCAAUCCAUAAAGAAAAGGGUGGCAUAUCAUAAUGCCAGAAACCUUCUCUUCCUAACAGGUGAUCAUGAAUUUCCUACACAGGGCAAAAAAGGGAAGAAUAGCCUAUUCAUAUUCUGUAUUCACAGUUUGAAGGACCCAUCACAAAUUACCUUCAAAGACUGACAGGGGGCGGGUAGAAGGGAGGCAAAAAUGCAGAGAAAAAGAUGUUACCUUGAAAAAUGAAGUAAGAAAUCCUAAUAUUCUCGUAGUUGAUCCUAAAGUUUGUUCCCAUGUCUACAGUUAUUUUUAAAUAACUUCACUACACUUUGAAAUUCCUUAGUGGUGGUUUAUCAGUAAUACUUAAACUUUUCCAUUUCUAUUCUUUGCUGCCAAUGAAUGUAAUCUCCAUGACUUGCCAUUUGAGUGCACGCACAGACACACACACAUAAUGGUAUAUGCAUCAUAUAUUACUCAUUUUGUGGGAAACACAAUGUAUUAUAAUCAAAAAGAUUUCAGCACAUUCUUUCAGUGACAAAAUUUUGUGGGGGAAUGGAGGUACACAUACCCUCUUUGCUGACCAUAUUGUUGAAAUUAUUAUCUUAAGCAACACUGUUAGAAAUGCUUGCAUAAAAUAUCUUCUCUAGUAUUAAUAAAUUGAUUCACUUUGAAUUUAAGUUUCAAAAAAAUGCACUAAACAAAUAUUUUUAUAUCUGUGGUAUUUUCCUAUUAACUACUCUUAGUGAACACGUGACCAUAUACCUGAUAUCAUUAAAAAGGAACAUGGCCUAAACGAAAUGUUAAAAGUGGAGGUAUUUAUAAAGUCUUCUGCCAAAGACCAUUGUUUAAUGAUCUGUAAAAUGUAGAUUAUCUUCUUUUAUUAUGAAUGUGAUUGUAAGAAACACCCUAACAUUCUCUAUCUUUUGAAAAUGAAUAUUUUGUAUUUCUAAGGACCAAGGAAAAUAUUUUUUAAGCCAAUGUAGUACACAGAAGCCUUGUAAAUGAGAGGUACAAUGACUUGGAUCAACUGCAUAAUGCUAGAUUAGAAUUCCAAUAUUUGACGAUAAAUUUGUCAAUCUUUCCUAUAAUUCUUAUACUGCACUAAAUUACAUUUUGGAAAUUUCAGCUAAUCUUUUCAAAUUAAAGGCACCAACAUUAAUGACAGAUCUUGUCUAAUAUGAAAAGCAUCAAAACAUUCCCUUUCAAGAACUCUGAAUAGAUGAAAAUUGCCAUAUAAUUUUCCCACCUACCUAACCAUUCCAUGUAAGUUAACUCAGCGGUCUAACAAUGUUGUACAGAAGGUUGACAGACAUGUGCACCAAGAAUAUUUAAGUUGUGCAGUUAGCAAGAACUAGCCAUUUCAAAAUAUACUCAAAUGUUUUGUAAAUAAAAAUUUUGACUCCUAUAGUUUUGUUCAAACUGCUGUCUUUCAAAAUAAUUAGAUUUUAUUUGAAUUUUAAAAGUAAUCUGUUGUAAAUCAGAUGUUACUUUGUUGACUCUGUGAUUCAAUGUACACUCAGCCAUAUUCCUGUGGGGAAAUAUCAAUCUUACUGACUUUCAUGGCAUGAGCCAGAGAUUCAUAGUUUCCUUUAGGACUAUAAAGUAUGAAGACAAAACACACCAAAAUGAAAUGCUAGUGAAGAAAUUAGAAACCUAUUGUAUAAAAUGUAUUUUUAAAAUCUUAAGAUAUAUGUGAUUUACACUGCCUGUUAAUCUAGUCUCUUUGUGAUUAAAAAAAACACAUAAUAUUUGUUAAGACUCUGAAACACCAAAUAUUUGUGAUGUUUGUAUAGCACCAUUGUUAUAUGUGAUUUCAAAGGGUAAGCAUCUCCGUUGUAAUCACGUGAGCCCACAGAAGAAUAAAUUCCUGCUGUUAUGUACAACCAACUCUCAGAAUUCAGACUUCCUGCAGCUGCCGUAUCACCAAUAAAUGAGAAUUGUGAAAAACAAUUUUUAAAGAAUUGAGUUUAUGAUCACUGUGCAUUUUGUUAAUGAUUGCUUUCAGAGUUUUAUUUUUACCAGAAAUGCUCUCAAGCCAGUAAACACAACUGCUGAUUUCAACCAUACUAUCAUUUCAAUGGUUUAUAUAUUCUUGAUCUAACUACCCAAAACUGGAAGCUUGUUGCAAGGUGUGUCCUAACAAACAUACAAUAAAUGACUCUUCCUGCAUGCUGCCUGAGAUAUGUUGUAAUUCGAAAUGUCUUAUCAAAAAAUUAUAUAUGUUAUAACCCAAAGUUGAACUGGCAAUAUUUUUCAUGUGUAUAAUUGAUGGUAUGUUAAUAUCAAAAGCAGAAGCAUUGUUUGUCAUACAUAUAUGUUAUAUGUGAUGUUUAAUCUUGUUAAACUGUAAUGUGUGAAGUUUUCAUUGCCUGAACCAGUCAAUUCUGUAUAAAUCAUUAUCUUCAUUGUUUUCCUAAUCUUACCAUAUUUCCUAACACUGAAACAUAAAUGUUUGUCAAUUAGCCAUUCAUAUUGUAUUGAUCUUUAUAAACUUUAGUGUGACUCCAUUAAACUAACCUAAACAAAGGAAAAUCAAAGCUUUCCCUGUCAUAGGCUCAGGGACAUUUUACUUACAGCCAAAAUCAUUUAUUCAUUGAAUCAACAAGUAUUUAUCGAGUAUCUACUGUGAAUCAGGCUCUAUAUCAAAUUUUGGGAGAAUGCUUAAGAACCAGAGAAAUCAAAACCCCAUAUUCCCCAGUGAGAAUUUUUGAACUCUACCUAAAGUAUUCUUCUGUAACUUGCACUGAGUUAAGAAAUUAUUUUGUUUCUCCUAUGUUAUAACAAAGAUUGAAGUUAUCCACAAAAGAGUCUUAAAUUAAAAUAUGGCACAUUCAGUCCAGGGAAAUGCUGCUAUCACUCACCAAAGCAUUGAGUCUCAAAGUCCAGCUUUAAAAUAAGUUAAAAUAAAACUCAAUUUAAGAGAUUUGGCCGUAACUCUGGAAAUAACACUUCAAAGUCCCUCUCUUGAAAAUUGUAUAUUGUGUCUAUUUUAAAUCAUUAUUCUAAGGUUCUUUGCUGCACAUAAAAUGCAGCACCAGACCACACUUUUUCAAACGGUGCCCCAGCAGGUGGUCAAGGGUAUCUGUAAAAGAAGAGGAAAAUGGCUGAAAGGAUAAAUAUGUAUCUACAGAAUACCAUAGAGGGAAGAGGGAAAAACAUCCAGGAUGUUUUCUCAAUGACUCAUAUACUUACAUGUGCCAAACCUGUUAUCACUGUUUAAAAGUGUUUGUGCACACACACACUCACAGCCAGACUCACAUCUCCAAGCACAUUUCCGUUUUUCUUAUUCAAGGGGAUGCCCCCAUUGGCUUUCAAGGUGAAUUGUGGCCAUAACAAAGAUAAAUGAGUCUCAGAUUCACACAAGUCAAAAGCAGAUGACUAGCACCUGGAAAGACUGAAGCCCUGAGCUCCAAGGCAAUUCGAUAAUUUGAAAGAAGCAUGAAACCUUGUGGUUUCUGCCAUUACGGUACUCGGCGUAAUGAGAUUGAAAAGUGGUCUAGGCCUUGAUCUUGGUAUUGUAAGUUAAUUUUUGCAGCACUUAAAUAUUCCUCUGAACCUAUUGCAAACUAUUGUAACUUGCCAUUCUUACAAGUAUUCAUUAAUUCGUUCACUGUAAAUAUUUGCAAAACAAUGAAGGUGAGAUUACAUCUAUCCAUACAACCAUAUGUGUGCAAGACAGAGCAGUGUACAUCAAUGCUGGUUAAUAAAAUCAGAAAACUCUGGAUUUAAA